Molecule: messenger RNA, 3397 nt
Organism: Malaya genurostris
Lineage: Eukaryota; Metazoa; Arthropoda; Insecta; Diptera; Culicidae
Product: glucose dehydrogenase [FAD, quinone]
Exons: 4
Coding region: 1208-3070 (620 amino acids)
Molecular function (GO): oxidoreductase activity, acting on CH-OH group of donors; flavin adenine dinucleotide binding
Source: RefSeq, a predicted model, not a curated record
UUUGAUGCAGAAUAGUUCAACUGUUCCGUCGCACGUGUCGCACGCGUCGCGAGCCACCUUCUGAAACAUAAGCUAGAUGUAUCACGAUGGUAGCAACCAACAAGUGCAACACAACAACAUCGCCGGUCAGUCGAUGCCGUCGCCACACGGAGCCGAAGCAAAGCAGGCGGCAAAGCGGCGCAAAGCACUUGCGACGGUGCAUACGCUGAGCCACAGAAAAUAUGCAGAAGGUACAUUUCAGCUGAUUUGGUGGUAAAAAAUCAUUAGUUUUAUUUCUGAAGCCGUGCUCUAAAGACGUGUUUCGCGGGCGCGCGUUCGCGUUCCGAAAAUCCUUGGAACAAACCCAUAGGCGAUUGUUUUCCACUAGAAGAAGUUUCCAAGCAGGUUGAAUCCAGCAUCCGAACGGACCAACAGUUGUAAAGUGUAACGAAAGUGUUUUCAAUUAAACCCGAUGGAAGUGACACAUAAAACUUCAGCAACGUGAACAACGGACUAACGAACUAACAAUUUUACCAGACUUUAGAUCCAAUUUCACGUUGAGUGAUGUUACAGACCUUACACAGCUUGAUGAAACUUGUCUUGGUGAAAAUUGCAUUGUAAAAAGAAACAACAACAUUAGAAAAGUGCACAAAGAAGUUUGCAGUUCACUGAUGCAACUGCUUACAUAUAGAUAGCGGGACAAACGAGAAGCAAGUGACAACUCGUAGACACGCGAGCAGACAACAGCAACAACAAAGGGAAAAAUCAACGAGUGUAACACAAAAAUUAAGUAAUUCGAGCGAUUAUCCUCCAAACACGUCGAGCAGCUUUCCGAUUACUAUCGUGUCGAGAUUGCCGGCCGUGCGGGAUCUGUGGCCUGAGUGAGGGCGGACUUUGGCUUCCAUAUCGGCACGUGAGCUUCGCAAGAGAUGGAGGAAGUGAAAGACUUGCAGUUGUGGAUUAUCUUUCGAAUGUAAACACACCCAGUGACCUUUUGCGGACGAAUCGUGCAUGAAUCGAGCGUAGCGCAACACUGGACCCAAGGUGUGAAGACAUCGAAACUCGAUUGUCCCAUCCCCAAGCCUUCAGACUCAUUCGUCGCGUCAAAGUGAACUAUGUUCCGUCGCACUCAAAGCCAACAUCACACAAGGGCUACUAGCAAAAAUUGGCGCAAAGAUCCAAAUUCCUGACGACGAACGCGACAGUACUACUGCCAGCAAAACGAACGAUGGUAUUCAAUGUACUGAUAGCUUCAUCUGUGAUCAAAACAGCCACCGUGGUCGGUUCUAGUCUAUGGCUAAUACCGUUCCUGCUAGGGGCGAUAUCAUACUACCGUUACGAUCGUGUCGAUCCGGAGUCGCGGGUGAUCGAUCAGCAGACCCUGUAUCCGGAGUAUGAUUUCAUAGUAGUUGGAGGUGGUUCCGCGGGUGCUGUGGUGGCGAACAGACUGACAGAAAUAAGUCGAUGGAAGGUCUUGCUUCUAGAGGCCGGACCUGAUGAGAAUGAGAUAUCCGAUGUUCCUUCGCUGUCCGCUUACUUGCAGCUCAGUAAAUUGGAUUGGGCCUACAAAACCGAACCAACCAACCUGGCAUGUUUGGGUAUGGUGAACAACCGUUGCAACUGGCCAAGAGGAAAAGUUCUCGGCGGGUCCAGUGUACUGAACUACAUGAUUUACGUCCGAGGUAAUAAAAAUGAUUUCAAUCAUUGGGAAUCUCUCGGGAACCCUGGUUGGGGAUACGACGAUGUAUUGCAAUAUUUUAUUAAAUCAGAAGACAACAGAAACCCAUAUCUUGCCAACAAUCCCUACCACGGCACGGGGGGAUUGCUUACUAUCCAGGAAGCUCCGUGGCACACCCCCUUGGUGGCAGCAUUCAUCGAAGCCGGUACGGAGAUCGGAUAUGAAAAUAGAGAUAUCAACGGAGCCCAGCAAACUGGGUUUAUGAUUGCUCAGGGAACUAUUCGACGUGGCAGUCGAUGUAGCACAGCAAAAGCUUUCUUACGUCCCAUCCGGCUGCGGAAAAAUAUUCACAUUGCAAUGAACGCUCACGUCACCAAACUGUUGAUUGAUCCCAUUACUAAAAGAGCAAAUGGGGUGGAAUUUUUCCGUCAGGGUAAACGACAUUUUGUUAAAGCUAAAAAGGAGAUAAUUAUGUCGGCAGGAUCCAUCAACACACCGCAAAUAUUGAUGCUGUCGGGUGUAGGGCCGAGAGAACAUUUAGAUGAACUAGGAAUUGAAACAAUAGUCGAUCUGCCAGUUGGUAAGAAUAUGCAGGAUCACGUCGGUAUGGGUGGUCUUACUUUUCUGGUUGAUAAACCAGUAGCGAUUCUACAAAAUCGUCUCGAAGCUGCUUCCGUUACUAUGAACUACGUAAUCAAUGAACGAGGUCCUAUGACUGUCCUUGGAGGAUUGGAAGGGGUUGCUUUUGUAAACACACCUUUCGCAAAUAUAUCGGAAGACUGGCCAGAUAUACAGUUCCACAUGGCACCCGCUUCGUUGAACUCGGAUGGCGGAGCACGUGUGAAAAAGAUUCUAGGGCUUAAAGAAGACCUGUAUCAGGAAGUGUUUCAUCCAAUAGCUGACACGUACAGUUGGACCAUCAUGCCAUUGCUGUUACGUCCUCGAUCUCGUGGUUGGGUACGACUGAAGUCAAAAAAUCCUUUCCACUAUCCGCUAAUGAAUCCAAACUACUUCCAAGACCCUUUCGAUGCCAUGACACUAGUCGAGGGUGCGAAAAUUGCAUUACGAGUGGCGGAUGCGAAGGUAUUCAAACAGUUCGGCAGUCGGAUUCACCGAAAGCCACUGCCCAAUUGCAAGCACCACAAGUUCCUGUCGGACGCUUAUCUGGAUUGUCAGGCACGAACGAUUUCGAUGACCAUUUAUCAUCCUGUCGGUACCACCAAAAUGGGCCCCCAUUGGGAUCCUGAGGCGGUGGUGGAUCCCCGACUCCGAGUCUAUGGCGUUUCGGGACUGCGCGUUAUAGAUGCUGGUAUUAUGCCGACAAUCGUCAGUGGAAAUACCAAUGCGGCUGUAAUAAUGAUAGGUGAGAAAGGUGCACAAAUGGUCACAGAAGACUGGCUGGGACAUAGUUGAUAGAAAUACUGUAGUGGAAACUAGAUUGCAUUACUGACUGUUGUUGAUUAGUAAAGUUGGAGUAGUUAUUUUAGCUUCUAGACAAAUUAGACGAUGUAAUGUGUGCCAUUUUGUGUUGAACAGAAAAAUCGUGUGUUUCGCAACGAGAACCAAUAAUAAGCUCGUUAACUUGUCGUUAAUUUUCUUGAUGUUUGCAUAUCGAUGAGAUUGUCAGUGCUUAAGGACAACAACCCCGUAACUAGUUGUGUAAAGAGUUACCCUUAGGAUUAUAGAAUCAAGCGUUAACUUACCAAAAAAGACGAAUAAAACAAUAACUAUUAUGAAAAA